AUGAAUAUUGUACCCCGGCUCCACGAUUUUCCUCUACCCUGCCCGUCCCCUACAGUCAUCGCCGUCAUCGUUAUGGUGAUUAGCCUGCUGACCACCCCAGCCUCCCUAAUUAACCCCAGCACGACCUUGAACUGUCACAUACGGGAGUACCAAAUGCAAGUGACCAAGCCGCAAGCAUACGACAACGAUGGCCAAGUGGUAGAGUGCAGCGGGUCGGUGACGGUGAAUUCUUGUUGGGGACGUUGUGAUUCCAGUGAGAUCGGCGACUACAUCUUGCCCUACAGAAUCUCCCACCACCCAGUGUGCACCUAUACUGGCCGAACCAGUAGAGUCGCCACUAUCGCAGGCUGCCCGAACUACCCUGAUCCUACAGUACUGGUCUUCGACGCCACGGGAUGCGAAUGUCGGCUGUGCAACACGGACUAUACCAGUUGUGAAAAUCUCAACGGUUGA
Candidula unifasciata is the source of this 453-nucleotide messenger RNA. The record is from the annotation of a GenBank genome assembly. NCBI's taxonomy places the organism in Eukaryota, Metazoa, Mollusca, Gastropoda, Stylommatophora, Geomitridae.